Vitis vinifera (wine grape) is the source of this 2557-nucleotide messenger RNA. RefSeq lists its product as uncharacterized. The transcript has 4 exons. Gene Ontology annotation, molecular function: protein dimerization activity. The record is from RefSeq and is a predicted model, not a curated record. Lineage: Eukaryota; Viridiplantae; Streptophyta; Magnoliopsida; Vitales; Vitaceae. Bases 754 to 2385 code for a protein of 543 amino acids.
CUCUUCCAGUCAAGCGGCGACGGAGUGCUCACCCUCGGCGGCGACCAAUCGCAGCGAUCUUCUCCGGCGGCAAUCCCUCUCAUCUCCAGAAUGAGUUCCUCCGAUUCGAAAAAUUCAAGAAAGGAUUUUGUGUGGAAGUAUGUGAUUGAAGUUUCUGGAAAGCAAUAUUUAAGAUGUAAAUUUUGCAAUCAAAGAUGUACGGGAGGGGUGAAUAGACUAAAGCAUCACUUAGCUGGAACUCAUCAUGGUAUGAAACCAUGCAACAAAGUUAGUGAAGAUGCUAGAUUGGAAUGUAAAGAGGCAUUGACUAAUUUUAAGGAUAAAAAAACGAAGAGAAAUGAAUUGCUCCAAGAAAUUGGUAUGGGUCCAACUUCAAUGCAUGAAAGUGCCUUGUCUAAAACAAUAGGGACAUUAGGGAGUGGGAGUGGGGAACCUAUUCCUAGGGGACCCAUGGAUAAAUUUACCACUUCACAACUUAGACAAAGUACUUUGAAUUCAAAGUGGAAGCAAGAAGAAAGGAAGGAAGUGUGUAGAAAAAUUGGUAGGUUUAUGUAUUCAAAAGGUCUCCCAUUCAACACUGUGAAUGAUCCUUAUUGGUUUCCUAUGAUAGAUGCUGUUGCAAACUUUGGGCCCGGGUUUAAGCCUCCAUCUAUGCACGAAUUGAGGACAUGGAUUCUUAAAGAAGAGGUGAAUGACCUAAGUAUCAUUAUGGAAGAUCACAAAAAAGCUUGGAAAUAAUAUGGAUGUUCAAUUAUGUCAGAUAGUUGGACAGAUGGAAAAAGUAGGUGUCUUAUCAAUUUUUUGGUGAAUAGUCCUGCUGGCACUUGGUUUAUGAAAUCAAUUGAUGCUUCUGAUACAAUAAAAAAUGGGGAAUUGAUGUUCAAAUAUCUUGAUGAGGUGGUUGAAGAAAUUGGAGAGGAGAAUGUUGUGCAAGUCAUCACUGAUAAUGCCUCUAAUUAUGUGAAUGCUGGAAUGAGGCUUAUGGAAAAAAGGAGUAGAUUGUGGUGGACUCCUUGUGCUGCUCAUUGCAUUGAUUUGAUGUUGGAGGAUAUUGGAAAGCUAAAUGUUCAUGCUACUACACUUUCUCGAGCUAGGCAAGUUGUGAAGUUUAUAUAUGGGCAUACUUGGGUUCUUAGCUUGAUGAGAACAUUUACAAAAAAUCAUGAACUUAUUCGUCUAGCAAUUACACGGUUUGCUACUGCAUUUCUUACUCUCCAAAGUCUUUAUAAGCAAAAGCAAGCUCUUAUAGCAAUGUUCUCCUCAGAAAAAUGGUGUUCAAGCACAUGGGCUAAAAAGGUAGAAGGUGUGAAAACUCGAAGUACAGUGUUGUUUGAUCCAAAUUUUUGGCUUCAUGUUGCUUUUUGCAUAAAGACCACUGUUCCAUUAGUUAGUGUCUUGAGAGAGGUUGAUUCAGAGGAAAGACCAGCCAUGGGUUAUAUUUAUGAGUUGAUGGAUUCAGCUAAGGAGAAGAUUGCAUUUAAUUGUCGGGGCAUGGAGAGAAAAUAUGGCCCAAUUUGGAGAAAAAUUGAUGCAAGAUGGACUCCGCAACUUCAUCGACCUUUACAUGCAGCAUGCUAUUAUCUUAAUCCUCAAUUGCGGUAUGGAGAUAAGUUCUCUAAUGUUGAUGAGGUGAGGAAGGGAUUAUUUGAAUGCAUGGAUAGGAUGUUGGAUUAUCAAGAACGUUUAAAAGCUGACAUUCAGUUGGACUCAUAUGACCAAACAAUGGGUGAAUUUGGGAGUCGUAUUGCAAUUGAUUCUCGAACAUUAAGAAGUCCUACAAGUUGGUGGAUGCGUUUUGGGGGUUCAACACCGGAGUUGCAAAAGUUUGCUAUUCGAGUCCUUAGCCUUACUUGUAGUGCUUCGGGAUGUGAAAGAAAUUGGAGCACAUUUGAAUCGAUCCAUACAAAAAAAAGAAAUAGACUUGAACAUCAAAGGUUGAAUGCUCUAGUGUAUGUAAGGUACAACACUAGAUUGAGAGAGCGAAGUCUACAAAGGAAGCAAAAUGUUGAUCCAAUCUUGGUAGAGGAGAUUGAUUCCGAUGAUGAAUGGAUUGCGGAGAAAGAAGAUCCCCUCCUCCCCCUUGAUCUUUGUUGGCUUCAAGAGAAUGAAUUAUUCAAUGUUGAUGCCAUUAGAGUUGUGUCAUCCAACUCCCAAGAGACGCAAACAUCAUCGGAUCAUAUGGUUUCUUCACAUUCCUACAAAAGGAAACAUAAUGAAGUACCAAGUACAAGUGGAGGCAAAGGCAAAGAGAAGGAAUUGAAUUUGACACCAAUUGAUGAAGAUGAAGAUUUAGAUGAAAUGGGGAUACAUGAUAGUGGACAUUUUCCUACUAUUGAUACAUUGGAUGAGGAUGAUGAUGACCUUGGAGAGGAGGAUUUAAGUUGAAACAAUUUACUCUAGUUGUUAUUUCAUGACUUAGUUAUGGAUUUUUUGUAAAAGUUUAGAACUAUUAUUAUGGUUGACUCUAUUUUCUAUUUCAUGACUUAGUUAUGGCUUUUUGUUAAAGUUUGAAACUAUUAGUAUAGUUGAAUCUAUAAUCUAUUUUAUGAAUUUGUUA